AUGUGGAAAGCAAUGAAAGAAAUAAUUAGAAACGAGCCAAUAGAUAUGCAAAGUAUGAGUGACCAUCAAGCUCAUACACUUGAUCCUAUUUUAAGAUUAUUUUUGGAACAUACAUAUGAAGCCAUUGUUGAUGCAGGAAUCAAUCCAGUACAAUUAAAUCAAAAAAAUGUUGCUACGAUUGUUGCAACAUCUAUGUUAGAAUCUCAAGAAGCAUUUUUAUACAGGGACUGGCAGAUCAAUAGUUUAAAUAUUGUUGGUUGUUCCAAAACCACGGUAGCAAAUUUAAUUACUUAUUGGCUGGAUUUGAAAGGAUCAUCGUAUUUAGUCGAUACAGCCUGCAGCGCUAGUCUUUAUGCUAUAACGUUGGCUUAUAAUAUCAUCACAUCUGGUAGAUGUGAAAGCGCAAUUGUUGCCGCUGGAAAUCUAUGUCUACAGUCGACACCGACUAGGCAGUUUUCUCGUCUUGGUGUUUUGUCACCAACUGGUUAUUGCAGACCUUUUGAUGUAAACGCAAAUGAAUACUGUAGGAGUGAAACAGUAUCGGUAAUAUAUCUUCAAACAGCGAAACAUACAAAAAGAAUUUAUGUUUUGUGCAAACAUAUUACAAUAAAUAGCGAUAGAUACAAAGAAAAAGGAAUAACAUUUCUCUCGGAAAUUAUGCAAACACGUUUAUUAACUGAGUUUUAUCAACAUUGCGACAUAUCGCCAACUAAUGCGUUGAAACGCACGGUACCGGCACAAAAGCCGGAGAUCCUAAAAACACCGUUGUGGAUUGGCUCCGUGAAAUCCAAUCUUGGUCACGCUGAACCGGCCAGCGAUAUGAAUCAGAUCGCUAAGGCGAUAAUUGCAAUGGAAACUGGCUUUAUUCCAGCAAUGAUCAACUUUACAUUGCCACAAGAAGACAUAGAAUCUCUAAAAAAUGGAUCUGUACGCGUUGUUACGGAACCAACGCGUCUAACAAACGGUUUUAUAUCAAUGAACUCAUUUGGGUUCGGCGGAGCCAAUAGCCACAUGUUGUUACAGUGGAACCGAAAAAAAAAGACCAAUAACGGUGCACCAAAUGAUGACUUUCCAAGACUUGUUCCUGUAUCUGGACGCACUGAAGAAUCAGUGAAGUCGUUUUUAAAAGAC
Molecule: messenger RNA, 1131 nt
Organism: Pseudomyrmex gracilis
Lineage: Eukaryota; Metazoa; Arthropoda; Insecta; Hymenoptera; Formicidae
Product: fatty acid synthase-like
Exons: 6
Biological process (GO): fatty acid biosynthetic process
Molecular function (GO): 3-oxoacyl-[acyl-carrier-protein] synthase activity; fatty acid synthase activity
Source: RefSeq, a predicted model, not a curated record